UCUGAAUCGCUUAGGUUUAGCUUACUCCUUCAGAGGGUUUUAGAGACCCCUGGGUUUGAUAUAUUUCGUUGUUGGGUUCUUCUGGCGCUAUGGAAGAAUCAGAGAUCAGUAAAUUCGUAGCCUUUUGUGGGUUUUCCUCCAUGAAAAACUUACUUGAUCUCUUUAAUGGCUGAAGAAGAAGCUAUUUAUCUGAUCAACUAAGAGGUGAAGAGGCAGGCAAUACAUCCUUUUUCUAGGCAAAGGCACGAUUGCCCUACAAGAUGGAGGACAAAGUUACGUCUUGGGUUGGUGGUAUAUACAGAAAGGUUGAAGCUAUGUGUAUGGAGGCGGAUGAUAUGAUGCGCCAGGAAGCACAAGCCUUUGUAGAAAUCCAUUUACAAAGCGUGGGUGCCAAUGUGAAGCAGUUUUGCUCGGAAUUUGUACGAGAUGUGCUUCCUCAGUCUUCUAAUGGAUCAUCUACCGGAAUGAAGCAACGUUUUCAGGUCUCGAAGGAAACUACUGGUGCAGUUACCUACAAGAACUCCAAGUCAGCUGUUGAGGAAGAGCAACUUCAAAUUCAAAAACAUGACAUGCUCCCAGAAAAGAUAGAUCACGAGGGGUCGGUUUCGUGCAACAACCCACCUAUUGAGGCCACACUUCAAACCGAGGUUCCUUCGGAGGUGACCUUAGAAGAAAGCUAUUACCGGGAGGAAACCCAACUUCAAUGCGAAAAAGAUGGUGUGACAUCAGAGGAUCGUUGCCAACCCGCGGUCUCUGAUGAUCUACUGGAGCAACACUCUUCCUCCAGUGAUGUUAAAUCUGCAGCAGCUGCUGAACUGGCAGACUCCGGUGAUGAUGAUAGUUUGAAUGCUGAAUGUGCUCCUUAUGAGCAAGCCACUGCAGGACAAUUCGAUGGUUGUUGCACCAAUGAAACUCCAAAUUCGAUAUCUCCCAAUGGAGUGAAGCUUGACGAAAGCUGCAUUGUAGUGGAUGAUUUAGAACUCUACGCUCUUUCGAGUCAGGAAAGACGCUACAGAACACACUGGUCUUACAAGAAGAAGUUGAAGGAAGUUCUGGGCUUGGCAUCACAGUCGAGGAAACAGAAUCGGAGAAACCCGGAUCCUGCAGCAGCUUACCCGGAAGUUAGAGAAGUGGAAGAAGGCGGUGAUCAGGAGGACUGUGGAUCAGACUGGGAAAUCAUCUGAGCAGUAGGAAUUCUUCUGAAACUUUUUAAAGUUUUCUGGUGGUCGAGAAGAAAUGAAUAAUGAGUGUAGAGAGAAAGAGAGGGAGUUUAAGAUGGAGUAAUUUUGCGGCAGACCAAAACAAACUGAUUACUUUCUCUGUAAUGCGGAGGAGAUGGCUUUACAGUUCUUCUGAACUCUCCCACCAGCAUGUCGUUUGUUACUCCACUGGCGCUGGCAAGGGUUGUAGCCAUUGAUUUAUGCAGACUGAGAGUUUCGAUUGAUACACGUAUGAUCGGUCGACGUUUCAACUUUUUUCACGUUUGUCACUAGAAAAAGUUUCAUUUUUUACAAGUUACAAACUUGAAAUAUUUUUUUCUUCAUUGGUCACUGGCCGAGUGGCCGCUUAAUUUAG
This is a messenger RNA of Linum tenue, 1575 nucleotides long. Lineage: Eukaryota; Viridiplantae; Streptophyta; Magnoliopsida; Malpighiales; Linaceae. The record is from the annotation of a GenBank genome assembly.